This is a messenger RNA of Drosophila arizonae, 1576 nucleotides long. RefSeq names its product putative ATP-dependent RNA helicase Dbp45A (gene Dbp45A). Gene Ontology annotation, cellular component: cytosol. Gene Ontology annotation, molecular function: nucleic acid binding; ATP binding; RNA helicase activity. The record is from RefSeq and is a predicted model, not a curated record. NCBI's taxonomy places the organism in Eukaryota, Metazoa, Arthropoda, Insecta, Diptera, Drosophilidae.
UGGUGCCCCUGGUCAGCUGCACGUUGCUUUUAUUGUUGAUUUUGAUUGUAGCAUAAAUAUGCAGCGAAAGGAGCCAAAUCCAUUUCUAAAACUCGGCUUGCGCCCAUGGCUGGCCAAACAGUUGACCAAAUUAGGUCUUAAGGGAGUAACGCCUAUUCAAGAGAAUUGUAUACCACCAAUUUUAGCUGGUAAGGAUUGUAUUGGUGCAGCUAAAACAGGCUCAGGCAAGACCUUUGCCUUUGCUCUGCCGAUUUUGGAGAAGCUGAGCGAGGAGCCAGUCAGUCAUUUCGCCCUAGUGCUAACACCUACGCAUGAACUGGCCUAUCAAAUCUCCGAACAGUUUCUCGUUGCUGGUCAGCCCAUGGGAGUGCGCGUGUGUGUUGUUUCCGGCGGUACAGAUCAGAUGAUAGAGAGUCAAAAGCUAAUGCAGAGACCGCACAUUGUUGUGGCAAUGCCCGGGCGAUUGGCGGAUCAUCUAACAGGUUGUGACACGUUUUCGUUCGAUAAUCUCAAAUUUCUGGUCGUGGAUGAAGCAGAUCGCAUGCUGAAUGGCGACUUCGACGAGAGUCUGGCCAUAAUCGAACGCUGCUUGCCUAAGACCCGACAGAAUCUAUUUUUCUCUGCUACCAUGAAGGACUUUAUGAAGGAGUCAAGCAUAUUUCCAAUAUCCAAAGAUUUAAUGGAAUGGUCCCAGGAGUCGGACGUGGCUACGGUGGAGACACUUGAACAGCGGUAUUUGCUGUGCGCUGACUACGACCGUGAUAUGGUGCUCAUUGAAGCGCUGCGAAAGUUUCGAGAAGAAAAUGAAAAUGCGAAUGUCAUGAUCUUCACCAAUACAAAGAAAUAUUGCCAAUUGCUCUCGAUGACGCUCGCCAGCAUGGAAAUUGAGAAUGUCUGCCUACAUGGGUUUAUGCGACAAAAGGAACGAGUUGCUGCACUAAGUCGCUUUAAGUCGAAUCACAUACGCACGCUGAUUGCUACAGAUGUAGCUGCACGUGGAUUGGAUAUACCCAGUGUGCAGCUAGUGAUCAAUCAUAUGUUGCCACGUACGCCCAAGGAGUAUAUUCAUCGUGUGGGACGGACGGCGCGGGCUGGUCGCAAAGGCAUGGCUAUAUCCAUAUUUCGAUUCCCACGCGACCUUGAAUUGCUUGGUGCCAUUGAAGCUGAAAUUAAUUGCAAGCUAACAGAGCAUCCCAUAGAUCAACGCAUGGUGGAACGUAUAUUCAUGCAAGUGAAUGUCACAAGACGUGAAUCGGAAAUGCAACUGGAUAAUAAUGACUUCGAUGAGCGUGCCCAAAACUACAGACGAAAAACGUGGAUUAUGGAGGGCAAGGAUCCUGAUGAAAUGGAAGCACUUUAUCGCAAGAAACAAAAGGAAAAGCUGCGUGAAAUACGCCGCAAACGUAAGCAGCAACGGGCGGAAAUGAGCGCCAGCGAGGAGGGCAAGGCUGUGCUAAAUGAUGAACGGUUCAAUACUAUAGACACUGCGCGAUUCGAAAAGAAAUUUAAGAAACGCUCAGAAAAUGAUACGACCGAACCGAAGACACCACAAAAACUACAUAAAGCAAACACAAGC